This is a messenger RNA of Pyricularia grisea, 450 nucleotides long. RefSeq lists its product as uncharacterized. Gene Ontology annotation, molecular function: protein binding. Lineage: Eukaryota; Fungi; Ascomycota; Sordariomycetes; Magnaporthales; Pyriculariaceae. Bases 1 to 450 code for a protein of 149 amino acids. The transcript has 2 exons. The record is from RefSeq and is a predicted model, not a curated record.
AUGACUCAGGCCAAUCGAGUCCCCAGGUUGGUUACACUGCGUUAUGUUGGCGACGCGGGAGGCCCGCCACCUCUGUGCGAAGCUCUGAAGAGUAACAGCUCUUGGCGGUUAAGGGGUCUUUUCCUGCGAACAGGUCCGCGGUGCCUUUGGUUCUCGCGCUCCCUAUACGAGGUCCUAGGCCCUGAGAACCCGUUUUCAUUCAUGACUAUGAAUAACCUGGGAUUCUUGCUUGGUAGCCCGGGAAAACACGAAGAGGCAGUGCAGAUGCACCGGAAAACUUUGGCACUUAGGCAAAAGGUGCUGGGCCUAGAAAGCCCGUCGACAUUUAACAGCAUAAACAACCUGGCAUCGGUGCUUGACAGGCAGGGGACUAGCUCAGUGGACACGCUGUUCGCCGCUAAUCAUUACUUUAGUGGACGACCAACAGAUGUCUUCCCAAGUGGCAGGUAG